AUGUUUCUGGUUGAUAGCACUUCAAUCUUCUGGGGAUUUGAGUUGAUGAAGGAAGUCUUUAUUCGCCCAUCCAAAGAAUCGAUGAGGAAAUUUCCAAAGAAAGCAAUUUGUUAUGUGCCUGACGAUUAUGGAUACGAGAAAGGAUCGCUGAACAUCACGACUCCAAAUCAAAUGCUUCAAGCAAACUGCUUUAUCUCCAUCAACAGCGUUUAUGAGCAACUCUACGUUUUCCUGUUCUUCUGGCUCAGUUUCCUCUUCAUCAUCACGUUUCUGAUGGCCAUUCAUUACACGUUGUUUCUACUGUUACCACGAUGGAGGAUUUAUUGUGCUUCAAAAUAUUUGCCUACUCCAAAGUCGUUGGCGAUGGGUUCAGCUGUUGGACAAGCAAGCCCGGCACAUAUCUCAUUGCCGUCAAAUCAUCUUUCGGAAUAUUUCAUAAACUCGGUUUUAAUGGCCGAUGGUUGCAUGGCACUGUGGUUUAUAAAGGAGAUGGCUGGCAAUCAAGUAUCAGCUGAAAUGGCGCAAUGCAUUUGGAACUUUUCAGUGAGUCGGACAGUAGAAUCACAGCCCAUUCUUCCAACUCGAGGCACCCUCAACUAUCUCGGCAAUCACAGUAGCAAUGUGUUGUCCCCUUCAAAAUCACCUUCAAAUCUUUUGACCACACGCUCAACUUCACUCAUCCGCCCAAUGAAAGAAGUCGCAAUGCUUCUCUACGAUAGGGUUGCCAACACCGCCAAUUUUGCAAAGGGCCGCAUCGAAAGCCUCUACAACUAUGGUAUUGAUUCUGCCAAUACGGUUAUCGGUUCUGGUCGUGAUGUUGUGGCUAAAUGGGUGCGCAUCGUGGUGGGCACAGGUGUCAUUUUUGGAUUGUUGGCUCUGGCAGUAAUCACCUCGAUCAUCUCUUUCCUUUGCGACUACGUCUUUACUCACUGGGUUGAUUUGGACGAUGUGACGGGACUUAUCAAGAUACCACUUUUCUUCUACAAGUUGUCAACGACCAUUGUCGCUAGAGUCAUGAAGAUUGAAUGGAACAUGGGAGCCACGAUUGAACAAACAAGCUCGUACGUCCGCACGGCCGUUGGCGACGCAUUCACAUCAGUGAAGCAACUUGAUUUUAAAAAGAUGAACUUGGAAGAAGUCACGAUGAGCGGCAUUGAUACGUCUAAUCAACAUCUAAAUGAUCAACUCACUGUAUUGAAGGACAAAGGAAGAAGUAAUCGAUGGCACCGUGCAAUGGCUGUUUCUCGAAGAGGAAGGAGCCGAUCGCUCAGCCGUAGCCCGGUUCGACGCAAGCGUGCUAGCCGCAGUCUUUCUCGCCCUGUGAGUCGUUCGCCAUCAAUGAGUCGUGAGCGGACGUAUCGACGCUCUCGUAGCAGGUCGCCUCGCUAUAGCAGGACUUCUCGUCGUCAUCAGCAUAGAGAUCGCAAUCCAGAGCCAAAUAGAUGCCUUGGCGUUUUCAAUCUGCCAAGAACAAUUGGUGAGAGGGACCUUGGCAAGCUGUUUGGAAGAUAUGGAGAUGUUGAUCAGAUCCGUCUUGUUCGUAAUCACUACAGUCGUGAAUCAAGGGGCUAUGCUUUCGUCUACUUUGGUACGACGAAAGAUGCAACUCGUGCUCGAGACCGGAUGAUGGGAGCUAACGUUGGCGGCAGGGAAAUCCGUGUAGACUUUUCGAUUGCUGGAAUCGCUCUCGUCGCGAAAGCCGAUCUCGUUCAAGAGUUCGCUCAAGCCGUUCACUAUCACCACAUCGUUCACGACGCGAUGAGCGUUCUCAAAGUAGAUCACCGGCUUCCAAACAGCCUCGUCAUUCGGCUUCAAAGUCUCCUUCGCCUUGUGCAGGUACCCAUUUUCGGAGAUCACGGUCAUCAAAUACAAAAACUAGGAAACGGGGCUCGAUUC
Mesorhabditis belari is the source of this 1896-nucleotide messenger RNA. The record is from the annotation of a GenBank genome assembly. NCBI's taxonomy places the organism in Eukaryota, Metazoa, Nematoda, Chromadorea, Rhabditida, Rhabditidae.